UAAACUAGUGCAUUCGCCGUACAUACAUCUUAGUCCGAAUUAUUACGACUUAAAAUACAUAUAUAGUAAUGUUUUGAAUGUAUUAAAAACCUGAGUCUUUUUUUUACUUGGACGUGUUUUAGUCACAUAAUCGUUUGUGGGAUUUACAGAGGAAGAGGAGUGCACAGCUAACGCUGCUAGCCGCUUUAUUCAUAUAUUAUUUUCCACAUCUGAGAGGCGGGGAAUCCAAAGCCAAAGCUGUCAAAACAUCGAGACUUUUGGAUGCAUUCAAUUAACAGCAGCGUUUCAUUUCAUAGUCGCCUUAUCUCGGGACUUCUGUUUUCCGAAGACAACAGCCAGAAGCUAUCGAGGAAUUACAUGGAUUAUCUGUGCUUCAAGACGUUGUGCUGUAAAGGACCUCCCCCUCCCAGACCAGAAUAUGACGUGGUUUGUAUCGGUCUGACGGGUUCUGGGAAGACCAGCCUGCUCUCCAGACUUUGCAGUGAGGCAACAGACAACAUCAUCCCUACCACAGGUUUUAGCAUUAAAGCGGUCCCGUUCCAGAAUGCCAUUUUAAAUGUCAAGGAACUCGGAGGAGCGGACUCAAUUAAAAAGUACUGGAGCCGGUACUACCAGGGCUCUCAGGGGGUGGUGUUUGUUUUGGACAGCGCUUCGUCGGAGGAGGACCUGGAGGUGGCGCGUACAGAGCUCCACUUGGCCCUGCAGCAUCCGCAGCUCUGCACGCUUCCCUUCCUCAUUCUAGCCAACCACCAGGACAAACCUGCUGCCCGCUCUGUACAAGAGAUAAAGAAAUACUUUGAGCUGGAACCUCUGGCACGAGGCAAGAGCUGGAUUCUGGAGGGCAGCACGGUGGACAGCAUGGACGCGGUGAAGGAGAGCUUCGGUCAGCUCAUUCAUCUGCUCGAGGAGCAGGACCACGAGACAGGCAGGAUAUGACCCGGGGACGACAUCCCAGCAUCCCUCAGACACUACCGAACGCCAACUCACCACAGGCCAGCACAUCCCGGUUCAGCCUGGCCGUCGUGUAAACUACAUUGUUACUUCAACUCUGUUACUGUGGUGAAACAAAUUGAGCCAUGGGAAAAAAUGGACUAUGAUAAAUCCUCACGUAAGGAUACAUAUCUGCAGAAAAAGAAGGUACCUCAGCCCUUAAGUUUGAUACCUUCUCUCAAACCACACGUAUUAACCCAGAACAAGCGUUCGACACACGAUUACCAUUCUCAGUUAAAUGGUUGUAUCUGUCCUUUUUAAUGCAGACCUAGUUGCACAUUGCUACUAAAUAGAUGGUGUAAUCAUAUUCUUGGUCACGUAGGGCAACUGGAAGUCAUGUAGUCCCUAGUUUGUUUUCUCAGCACAGCGUGCGAGUGAUUGCGUGAAUGCGUGUUUGCGAGAGAGAUAUGGCAGUUUGUACUUAAAAGCCUUAAAGUGAGUCCUAAUGUAUUUUUAAAACAAACGUUUCAUUGUGUUCUCACAAACGACAGUCUUUAGAUGUAACUCAAAUAGUCCGUCUUAAAUAUUUGUGGCUGUGAAGUGAAAAGAAGAGUGAUUCCUCAGUCGUGAAUAAAUAAAUAUUCUAUAAUAUCUCUAAACUGCAUGGAGCCGCACUUGAUGUACCAUUGGAGCUUUAGAGUGACUAUAAAUGCACAUUUUUAAUUUGGGAUCAUUGAGGACACUGAUGUUUUCAUAACUUGGUCUAGUAUUGUUUGACAGCUGAUCAUAUCCAGGAUUUUGCUCGUCUGUCUCUUUAUCUUGGAUGGUAUUGGUUGACAAAGCCCUACUGAAACAUAUAACACCGGUUUGACUUCGUCUUUUCACCAAAGACACUACAACCACAAUCAGCCCCUUUAGGUGACAGCCUUUGAUUUUGUAUGCAUGAUGUAUUUACCAUGUGCUUGUUUGGAUAUCGCGUUAUUGGAAUUUUUUUGUAUUUCUGUUGGCCCUGAAUGUAACAUGCUCUCUCUGCAUCAUCACACCUCCUCUAGUCUCAAUGUGGUCCCAUUUAGAUGAGUUUCUGGAGGAGGAAGGAAUGCAAGAGCCCAGUCCGGUGUUAACCAAAUCAUUCAUGUGCCACAUCAG
Molecule: messenger RNA, 2076 nt
Organism: Sinocyclocheilus rhinocerous
Lineage: Eukaryota; Metazoa; Chordata; Actinopteri; Cypriniformes; Cyprinidae
Product: ADP-ribosylation factor-like protein 15
Exons: 5
Coding region: 262-936 (224 amino acids)
Molecular function (GO): GTPase activity; GTP binding
Source: RefSeq, a predicted model, not a curated record